AUGGGAGCGGAGACGGAAAGGCAUCACUCCAAACAGUUCUCCCCCACCAUCUCCCCCACGCUGUCCUCCAUCACACAGCAAACUGCCUCUGACAACCAGAGGCUUCCUCCACACUCCACUCAGCCAGUCGCACUCAGCACUCAGGCACCAACCAGGUUCCCACCAGCUCUCCCCCCGGCCCGCAGGGCUCCCAGCCUGGACAGCAACCCUCUCUUCUUCUCAUAUGCCCCCACCACACCCCCACCCCCCCCCCCGCCCGCCCAGCACACACGGCAAAGGCAACAAAGCAACCAAACACCCAACCCACAUGCAGCAACAGCAACAGUCACAGUCCAUGCAGCAGCAGCAGCAGCAGCAGCAGCUCCACCUGCAGAACCUACGCAACUCACACAACCAGCAACGCAGCAGCAGCAAUUUGAAUCGCAGCAGCAGCAGCAGCAGCAGCAGGCGAACUCACAGCAGAUAAAGAACGAGCGGCUGAUGGAUCAGUGCGUCCAGAGCUCCUCUCAGCAUCACGUCAAACAGGAAGCGGAGCAGCAGACGGAGCAGCAGCGAGUCACAGACCUCUACAACGACGCCUUGUUCAACUCUCUGCUGGACGACCCCUACCUGAGCCUGCAGCUCACGGGCAAAUCCACCCAGCAGUUCAGCGCCGAGCACCAGGGCGACUGUCUGUCUCUGAACCACGGCGCUCUGAGCUGCGGCGGCUCCGAUAACAACCAGUACCCCUCCGACAGCGGGGGCCACCUGGACCUGCAGGACCCCAGGGACCAGCAGCUCCUCAACCACCAGAACCAGAACUACGGCGGCGGGGACGCACGGCACAACGUGCCCAACAUCAUCCUCACGGGGGACUCCCCUCCGGGUCUGUCUAAAGAGAUCGCCAGCGCUCUGUCCCACGUGCCCGGCUUCGAGAUGGACCCUUUCUCCCUGGACGACCCGCUGCGCAUGGACCCGCUGGCUCUGGACAUGCUGGACGGUGACCUGAUGCUGGCUGACCCGGCUGUGGAGGACUCUUUCCGAUCCGACCGGCUGAAGUGACCACCUCCCCUCCCUCCCUCCCUCCCGUCCCUCCCUCCCUCCUCUCCCCUCCACCCUGCACUGCCGGCUCAGCUCGGUGGGGAUCAGCCAAGGAGACGGACGCCCUUCAGCGCCACUUCACCGCACACUCACCACUCCCACC
Molecule: messenger RNA, 1183 nt
Organism: Perca fluviatilis (European perch)
Lineage: Eukaryota; Metazoa; Chordata; Actinopteri; Perciformes; Percidae
Product: CREB-regulated transcription coactivator 2-like
Exons: 6
Coding region: 1-1041 (346 amino acids)
Biological process (GO): positive regulation of transcription by RNA polymerase II
Cellular component (GO): nucleus; cytoplasm
Molecular function (GO): cAMP response element binding protein binding
Source: RefSeq, a predicted model, not a curated record